Molecule: messenger RNA, 510 nt
Organism: Ambispora leptoticha
Lineage: Eukaryota; Fungi; Glomeromycota; Glomeromycetes; Archaeosporales; Ambisporaceae
Source: the annotation of a GenBank genome assembly
AUGAACGUCUAUCAGUUUGAAGGGGUAUGUAGCCUUCGAGAUAUUGAUUUAGAUAAAUGGGAUGAACAGGUAUCUACUGAGGAGAUUGAAAUGAAUUUGCAGAAACUAAAGUGGAAUCUUGAUCCAGAAGCAAGUCAAGUAAUUAGUAUUGAUUCAGAAAUUAUAUGGUGCUUAUCUGUGGAGGUGGAAGAUGAGUAUAAAUAUUAUAUGGGGCUGGUAAAACAUAUGGAGAGGUCAACUCCUCUUUGUAUCAGAGAUGUAUGUAAUAAGUUUGUGAUGAGUUAUAAUAAUACCAUGUAUGAGGAAGUGCCUAUCGAACUCUCACAUAGAAGUUGGAAUGAGUCAGAAGAAGAUCUUGUAGGGGUUGUAUUUGGAAUUCUCAAUAUAAUAGAAAGUGUUUGGAAAAAUCCAGCAUUUGGGAAGAAGUUCGCAAAAUCUCAAAAUGAAGAGACAUAUGUAAUGAAUAUUAUAGUUCCUGUAGUAAAAGCUUCAUUAAAAAACUACCAAUAA